UAAAGAACUUUUUGUUGCAUAACAGUGGGUUACUUCAAACAAGAUAUUUUUUGCAAUCCAUAUGCAUUAUAAACGAUAUCCCCAUAAAGAAAUGUCCUGUGGUGUAAUUCCAUACAUUCCCUUGGCAUCUGUUUCAGUUUUUCUUCUUUUUUGUUGACAAAUGCUGUCGUAAAUUAUUGUUAUGUUUUGUUUCUAUUUUAAAGGGCUGCAUUCUCUUGAGAACUGUUUUAAUUUUUCUUUAUUUUCUUCACAUCAAUGUGCUGUUAAGUAAAUAAAAUUGUCAUAUCAGCAAUACAUUAAACUAAUUCAUCAAUGACAAAGUUCUCAAAACAGAAAUAGGCUUACUUGGCCUGUUCGCAAUGAUUGAAUUGAAAUGAAGCCUUUUCAUACCACAGCUUGACAAUUUGUACAACAGCAAUAAAAACAUCAGUUGGUAGUGUAUUGACAAUAUUAUCAGCUUUAGCUCAUCAUUAGGUGCUUCAAAAGGAACAGUAGCAUUACAUGUAUCCAAGCGCCUAAAAUAAAUAUUUGAUCCCUGACUGGCGGUUACUGACAGUCAAAUGGUCACUGACUGCAGAAAUUCGACAUUUGACUAUCAUGAUUAAAAAAGAAAUGGUCAAAUUGACCAGCAACUAACCAUAUCCACAGGUGAAAAGACGGUUUCGAAAUUUUCGCAAAAACACAUUUUUAAUCAAGAGUAUAGCUUUACGGCAAAGCAUACAGUAUAUAUACCUACCAAUAACUAUGAGCAGAUAAACAAUCCACAUUUCCGUCCAACUUCAACUUGAUCAUUUAAAACAGUUUCAUAUCGCUUGUGGGUAAAUUAAUUGUGAAAAAAUGCUGAUUUUUAUUUAAUUAAUAUGCUGUUUUUCUUCCCAGUGGUUAAAUUAAAUAGUUCUUCUUUUUACUUAUUUUAAAAGAAUUUUUCUUAUAAAGUAAUGUAAAGUAUAUAAUAAUCUAUUUCACAUUUUGAAUUUACUAGAAAAGGAGAAAUACUAAUUUUUGACUAUAUAACCAAAAUCACUGAAUAUUAACCCUUGUAACUACAUAUUUUACACCUUCAAAAAUUGCACAUGCAAAUUUUUAAUAAAGUAGCAACGUUAUAUUAUUGGCAAAAUAUGUACAUGCUUUUGGCAUGGCAUUUGCAACAUUUAAUACAUACAUGUCCUAUAAGUAUAUAGUUACAAAGUUUAAUUAAAGACACGCUCUUGCUAUGCAUUUAAAUUGUGUACAAAAUCCUGGUCACUUACAAUAAUUAAUUUGACUGCACAUUUUAAAUUCUUGGCAAUCACGUUGACCUGCAGGAAUAAAAUAUUUACUUUAAUUGCUGUUGGUAUGCAAAAUAUACCUUUUCAUAAAAAAAACAAGCCAACAACCAUUUCGCAACUAUAUAUUGUUACAUGUAUAUCCUGAUGUUAAAAUUUGUUAUAUAAUACUUAAUAGAAUGUCAUUUUAUCGAGGUGGUGGUGGUUAUCGCCCACGUGGUGGAAGAAUGCCAAUGCAAGGUGGUAGCCGUUUUGGUUUGGCUCCACUAAUGAGACCAGAUAGUAAUUUUCGAGGCAGACAUGCUGCACCAUUUAGAGGAAAUUUUCGUCCACCAAGACAAUCAUUUAAUAGAGGUGGUUAUAGAGGAAUUCCUGCAAGAGGGGAAGUUAUUCGAAUGGGCCCUUCACGCCCUGUUGCACCAGUUGUUAAAAAGGAAGAAGAGCAAAAGAACAGGAAAAGUGAAGAAACUAGUAAAGUUGAAAAAGAGAUGAAUGACAAAAAGCCUAUAGUAAAAACUGAAGGGAAUAAAGACCAAGAAGCUUCAGCAAGUCAGGAGGUAAAGGAUGAACCAAAGAAAGACAGUAAAGCUGACACUGUUGUUAAAUCAGAAGGCCCAAGGAUCCGUUUAGACAGAUACAAUAGCGAACUUCAUGUUGAAUUUUCUGACGAUGAUUUAGUAGCUGGUAACAUGAAAGGAGAAGGAUUUGAGUACAUGUGGGGAGGUGCACGAGCAACCCAUGGAGUAUGUAGUGGCAAGGUUUGUUUUGAAGUGCACAUUUUGGAGAAUAUUAAAGUAGAUCUGCCUGAAGAAAAGACGCCUUGUGUUUGUCGUGUUGGUUGGUCUGUGGAUGGGUCUGAUUACCAACUUGGAGAAGAUAAGUUGUCAUGGGGAUAUGGUGGUACAGGAAAAUCUGCAUAUGACUCUAAAUUUCUAGAUUAUGGCAAAAAAUAUGGAGUAGGCGAUGUUAUAACUUGUUGUGCUGAUCUCAAUUCGACACCAAAGGCAAUCUUCUAUAUGGUUAAUGGGGAAUAUCUUGGUGUUGCCUUCAGAUUUACAAAUGAACUGAAUGGUAGAGGUAUUUAUCCCCAUGUGACUUCGAAAAAUAUGAAGUACAGAGUAAAUUUUGGUGAGGCAAUGCCAAAGUUCCCCAUCACAAAUGGCUUCAAAAUGCUGGCUAAUUUAUCUCAAGAUGAAGUGGUAUCUCCUCCACCUGGUCCAAGCAGGCCAGAAGAUGCAGAAGUUAUUAUGAUGGUUGGAUUGCCUGCUUCUGGUAAAUCGUUUUGGUGUGAGAAGUAUGCAGAACAGAAUAAGGAUAAGAAAUACCACAUUCUUGGUACAAACAUCAUUAUUGACAGAAUGAAGGUGUCAAACUUGACCAGAAGAAGAAACUAUCAUGGCAGAUGGGAAGAGUUAAUUAAGCGAGCAUCAAGUGUACUGAAAACACUUUUUGAGGUUGCUAAGAAAAGACCCAAAAAUUAUAUCCUGGAUCAAACUAACGUAUACUUCAGUGCACGGAGAAAAAAAAUGGAAGCAUUCCGAGGCUACAAAAGGAUUGCUGCUGUUUUGGUGAAUAAACCAGAGGUGUUAAACAUGCGAACUGAGAAACAACAAAAAGCUGAAGGUAAAAUUGUCCCUGAAGAAGCUAUCAUGGAAAUGAAAAGAAACUUUACCCUUCCCGACGUUGGGCCUUCAUUUGACGAGGUAUGGUUUUUAGAGGAAUUGAAGCCAGCCGCUAGAAAUCUAGUGGAGUCGUAUAGAUCUGCAGGUGAAGCUUUUAAGAAGGCAGCUACCAAAAGACCCCUUCAAUCACAGGAACCAAGGGUUGAAAAGCAAGAUGUUGAUAAUAAGAGACCAAAAAGAGAUUUGCCACCCAAUUGUGGUUUUCAACCUAGUGGGGAUUCUUACCAAGCUUCAUUAAAUGCAAACACCCCAGGAAGUAGAUCUAAUAGACACGAUGAAAGAAGAAGAGAACCUUUUCCUGACCGAAGCUCUUUUGUUAGAAAAGAUGAAAGACGGGAUGACAGACAAGAUGAGAAACGAAAAGAUGGACGUGAUGACAGAAGGUACAAUAAUUAUGAACAUGAUCGAGACAGGGAUGCCAGAGAUUCUAGGGGUAUUCAUCGCGAUACAAAGGAACGAGAUAUGAGAGAUCGGGAUAUGAGAGAUCGAGAUGUGAGAUAUCGGGAUACCAGAGAUAUGAGAGUUCGAGGUACCCGGGAAAUGGAUCAAAAUCAGCGUAAUGAAAGAAGACCCCCUCUGCCCUGCAAUGAUAGAAAGAAUGAAAGGUUUGCAGAUCCAUUUAAUGAUGCCAGAAGUCCACACAGAAGUCCACAACACCAAUCAUUCAGGGAUCGAAGUGCUAACAGGGAUAGCCCAAGACAAUCUAACAGGAUAGAAAGAGAGGUAUAUCCUCGUAAUUUGCAACACAGUGACCAAUAUGGGAGGUACCAAAGUGGCGAUAUCAGAGAUUUUUCGAAAGAGAACAGAAGAGCCUCUGAAAUUCGUAACAGAGAUUUCCCUUUGAGAUAUAAUGAGUUAAGAGAUGACAGAAGGGAAGAUCCAUUCAAGGAUAGAGCCAGACAAAGCCCAGAACGAUUUCGUUCCUUGGAAAGGCAAAGAGACCCUUACUAUUAUGAGUCUGCACCUCCAAAGCAACCUGAUCGUGCAUCAAACGAAGACCGAUACUAUGAUGGUCAAAUGCCAAGACCUGAUAUCACAAGAAAUGAAAUGGACCGUCCUUACUUAGAUGCUCCUUUUCAAUCUGGUCAAGAUUUGGACAGAGGUUUUGAUCUCCCCAGGUUUUCUGAUUCUCAAAGGAAGCAAGAAGGUAUUAGAGAACCAAUUUUUCUGCACAAUAAGGGAAAUGAAAGGCAUCUAGAAAACAAUCCUCCGCCCUGGAGAGAAUUGCAAGUUGAUAGAGAUUAUGUCACUAAGGAAAGGUAUAAGCCGGCAAGUGAGGAACAACAAUUUUUAGAAAGGGGAAAUGAAAACGAAUAUAGGGAACAACUAGGCAGAGAUUACUACAAUUCACAGGGGUUUCGACCAGGUAACAUUGAAAGGCAGAAUGAACGGCCCUCACAGUAUUUUGACCGGAUUGCCUCACCUAGACCUGCUGUUCCAACUGAUAGGCGAUAUGAAGACCCAUCCAGACCAAGUGACAUCAGAGGAGAAAGAGAUUUUGACAGACCAGGAUUUGGUAUCGACCCGAGAUACAAUGAAAGUAAGCCUGCAUAUGAAACCCCAAAGUUACGUGAAAGUGUUUAUGACAGCCCGAGACUACCCACUUCACAACAACCAUUUGCUCAGAGAAUGCCAGACCGUUAUCUACGACCAGAAGAUGCAGUAAAGCAAGAACGCUUUAAAACUGGAAACCAACAAAUUCACAGGAGUUAUCCUGAUGAACGACAUGGUUAUGGUGGUAGAUCAGAUGAACUUCAUGACAAGUAUCAACCAACUCAAUAUAAAGAGCCAUAUCAACCACAUCAAACCGAAAGGCGCAUGGAUUACCAGGAACCAGUUAGAAACCAAGCACAAUUCGACGAAAGGCCUCAGCGUGAUUAUGACAGAGGAGCUAUGGAAAAUUCGUAUCGAGAUCAGUCAAGGUAUGAGCCAGAUACCAGGCGUAAUGAGUCUCGCCAGUAUGGUGCAUCUGCUACAUCUAUGAAUGUUAAUGCCAGCAGCUCAGGCUACCUUUACACUUCUAACACAAACCAAACCUACGGUAAGCCUGAUGAUAAAAUGUCAACAAGUUAUCAGACACAGAUGACCACUUCUACAGCAAACUACAGCCGUGAUAGCUACUCCAGUUUUGACCAACCAGGUUACAGAAAAGAAAAUCCCCAGAGUUACAACCAACCUAGUGAGCAGCAAAGGCGACAAAGUGGCCCUUCAUUGUUAGGUCUACCUCAGGUUGACCCUCCUGCUAGACCAGUUGGUAAUUCACAAUCGUACGAGAAGCAACAAGAAGAUUAUCAAAAAGCCUACAGUCAGUGGUAUGCAAAUUAUGCUCAAGCCUUUGCACAACUUACGCAACAAAACCCAAACUAAUUUCCUAAAAGUCACGUAUAUAAUGGACUAUGAACUAACCUUGCAAACUUUUGUUAAUAUAAUCCGUAGUGCAGUAUGUUUUCAUUUUGGAUAGAUUAUGCAAAAUAUUUUUGUUAAUAAUGCUUUAUAAAUUGGUUUAAAUUGUAGUUGUUUCUUAUCUCUUAUACAAGACCAUUGAAAUGUGAGAAGCUUCGGUGUAUGCUUUUACUGUCCUGUUACUUACAAUAUUUGUUGUGUCUGCGGUCUUUUUUGUUUGUAUACUUAUGCAUAUUUAUUGCUAAAGCUUCCGUUUUUAAGAUUUAGCAUAAGUUACUCUGUGAGAAUGUCUACAAAUAUUGUUUAUUCUCACAAGACAAUCUGCCUUUUAUUAUAUUUAAAAGGUUUAUUUUAUUCACAGUUUAUUUUACAUGAAGAUUUUUAUAUAGAGCUUUAGCAGCACUGUAGAAAAGCAUGUGUUGUGCAACUUUAUCUAACUAUUUACAUGUAUUUCUUUGGUUGAACUUUUAAAGUAAAAUCAUUAAAAGAA
Molecule: messenger RNA, 5840 nt
Organism: Hydractinia symbiolongicarpus
Lineage: Eukaryota; Metazoa; Cnidaria; Hydrozoa; Anthoathecata; Hydractiniidae
Exons: 4
Coding region: 1445-5314 (1289 amino acids)
Molecular function (GO): protein binding
Source: RefSeq, a predicted model, not a curated record